Messenger RNA from Thamnophis sirtalis, 3374 nucleotides. The record is from RefSeq and is a predicted model, not a curated record. NCBI's taxonomy places the organism in Eukaryota, Metazoa, Chordata, Lepidosauria, Squamata, Natricidae.
GAGAAGGUUUUUGAGAGCACUACCUUCCUCCUUUCGGUGUUUGUCGUAAGAGGCGUCCUGCUGAACGCAGCACCAGAGAGGCUGGCAGAGGUGAGGUUUGGAAAGAGUUCCAGGAUGAAGUCUUCCGUUCCAGCUCUUCUGAUCGUCUCCCUUGUGAUGUCCCUCAACAGCUACACCCAGCAGGCUCUUUACUGCCCGCCCCAGCCUGCUCCAGAAAAUAUCACAGAGUUUGUCUGCAACUCCCCAUCUCUCCAUGAAUUUCCCACCGGCUUCCCCGUACGAGCCAAAAUGAUCUCCGUUGAGUUCACCCAGGUCUCCAGCCUUGGCGUGGAAGCCCUCCAAGGACUUCCAAAGCUCCAGGAACUUCAUCUCUCCAACAACAGGCUGAAGACCCUUCCGAGUGGCCUCUUCCGUAACCUCCCGGAACUGCACACCUUGGAUCUGUCCACCAACCUCCUUGGAGAUCUACCUCCAGGGAUCUUCACCAACACAACGAGCCUGACGCAUGUAUCCAUCAGUGAAAACCAACUGGCUGAACUGCGCCGAUCCUGGUUCGAAACCCUGGAGAAUCUGAGGAUGCUGAGCCUUGACCACAAUCAACUGGAGGAGGUCCCGAUUUCUUGUUUCGAUAAGCUGAAGAAGUUGACUUUUCUAGAUCUCUCCUCCAACCGCCUCCAUCACCUCUCUCCAGACAUGUUCAGCGGCCUAGAGAAUUUGGAGAGGUUGAACCUGGGAAACAACCCAAUCCGAUGUAUUGCCCCGAGAUCCUUCCAUUGGAGACCCAAGCUGAGCAUGAUCUCCCUGAAUAACUGCAGCCUAACCAACAUCAUAAUUGGGGUCUUUCAGCCACUGGACAAUCUGGAGCUGCUGGACCUCUCCGACAAUGAUCUCACCACGCUGGAUCCUCCAGUUGCCAUCCCGUCUUCCAAACUCACUCUGGAUCUUUCAGGAAACCCUUGGGCCUGUGACUGCCGUAUGGAGAAUCUUCUAACCUGGGUCAAGGAACACAAGAUCCAUUUAUAUGCCGAGCGGGAAACGAUCUGCGCUUUCCCAAAGCUUUUCAAGGGUGAGGAGGCAACUUCGUUUCAAAAAUCCCAAAUUUGUGGUUACCAGAGGACGGAUCGGGUUCCCAAGGAGACACCAGGACACCUAAUGGCGACAAUGUCACCUGUGACACUAGGGGAUCUGUCCCAUCACGUGGUGAUGAAGCCUUCAACUCCACUUCUUCUGAUCGCCUGCCUUGUGAUGUCCCUCAACAGCUACACCCAACAGGUCCCUCACUGUGUGUCUCUUCCCGGCUCAGAAAAGACGGUUUUUAUCUGCAAUGCUUCAUCGCUCCAUGAAUUUCCCAAAGGCUUCCCCAGUGAAACCAAGACAAUCUCCGUUCAGUCCACCCAGAUCUCUGGCCUUGACGCGGAGGCCCUGCAGGGUCUUCCGGAGCUCCAGGAGCUCUAUCUGACCAACAACCAGUUGAAGACCCUUCCAGGUGGCCUCUUCCGUAACCUCCCACACCUGCACUACCUGAAUCUUUCCAGAAAUCUCCUGGAAGAUCUACCUCCAGCGCUCUUCGCCAAUGCAGGUAACCUGACCUACUUAGCCCUCGGUGGAAACCAACUGGCCGAACUGCGCCGGUCCUGGUUCGAUACCCUGGGGGACCUCAAGACCCUGCAUCUCGAGCACAAUCAGCUGAAGGAGAUCCCGGAUUCUUGCUUCCAAAAGCUGACCCUGCUGACGUUCCUGGAUCUCUCCUCCAACCUCCUCCGCUGCCUCUCUCCAGAGAUGUUCAGAGGCCUCACGUUUUUAACGGCCUUACUACUGGAAAACAACCCCAUCAAGUCGAUUGCCCCUAACACCUUCCAUGGGACUCCCAAGCUGAAGAUGAUCUCACUGAGGAACAGCAGCCUGACCCAUGUUCCGCCUGGGCUCUUUCGGUUCCUGAGGUAUCUUCAAUGGUUGGAUCUUUCCAGCAAUGAGAUCGCCUCUCUGGAUUCUCCCUUGGUCUCUUGGUCUUUUGGACUCCUGCUCAAAAUCUCUGGGAACCCCUGGGCGUGUGACUGCCGCCUGCAGGCCCUCUUCGACUGGUUCCGGGAAGACUUCGUGCUUUUGUUCCCUAAUCUCCCCAAUGUGCUCUUGCUUUGUGGAGCUGUCAGCAGCUUCGGCAGCCUAGGGGCCUGGCUCAAGAUCGCGAGGAAAAGGGGGUUUACGGGUGUCUCUGGCUGGNCCGGCUCAGAAAAGACGGUUUUUAUCUGCAACGCUUCAUCGCUCCAUCAAUUUCCCAAAGGCUUCCCCAGUGAAACCAAGACAAUCUCUGUUCAGUCCACCCAGAUCUCCAGCCUUGACACAGAGGCCCUGCAGGGUCUUCCAGAGCUCCAGGGGCUCUAUCUGACCAACAACCAGUUGAAGACCCUUCCGGGUGGCCUCUUCCGUAACCUCCCACACCUGCUCUCCCUGGAUCUUUCCGGAAAUCUCCUGGAAGAUCUAGCUCCAGCGCUCUUCGCCAAUGCAAGUAGCCUGGCCGACUUAAUCCUUAGUGAAAACCAACUGGCCGAACUGCGCCCGUCCUGGUUCGAUACCUUGGAGGACCUCAGGGCCCUGAGUCUCGACCACAAUCAGCUGAAGGAGAUCCCAGAUUCUUGCUUUCGUAAACUGACCCUGCUGACGUUCCUGGACCUCUCCUCCAACCUCCUCCGCUGCCUCUCUCCGGAGAUGUUCAGAGGGCUCACGUCGUUAAGGGUCUUACGUCUGAAAAACAACCCCAUCCAGUCGAUUGCCCCCAACACCUUCCAUGGGACUCCCAAGCUAGGGGACAUCUCACUGAGGAACACCAGCCUGACCCAUGUUCCAGCUGGGCUCUUUCGGUCCUUGAAGCAUCUGGGAUGGUUGGAUCUCGCCAACAAUGAUAUCGUCUCUCUGGAUUUUCCCUUGGUCAACGUGACUUUUGCGCUCAAGCUCGAUCUCUCCGGGAACCCCUGGGCGUGUGACUGCCGCCUGCAGGCCCUCUUCAACUGGGUCCAGAAAGAUGUCGUGUUUUUGUACCUCGAGGACGUGGUCUGCACUUUCCCCAAACGUUUGAAGGGUCAAGUUGCAACUUCACUUAACGGAUCCCAACUUUGUGCCUGCUAAAACCUUCGAGACGGAUCUUUUCCCAGCCUGCUCAGCUGGUGUGCUGCAAGAUGGAUGGACUUCAACUCCCAGAAUUCCCAAGCCGGCAUGCUUUCAGAUGAUUGGACUUCAGUUCCCAGAAUCCCCCAGCCAUCAUGUAUAGACUUCAACUCCCAGAAUUCCCAAUGAGCCUGCUGUCACAUCUGUUAUAAAGAAUGAAAAAGGGGGAAAUGGUGUAGCAAACAAAGCAAUAAAAGAAAUAAAACAAGAUA